Messenger RNA from Vitis vinifera (wine grape), 1206 nucleotides. RefSeq names its product ras-related protein RABA5c. The coding region runs from base 258 to 905 and encodes 215 amino acids. Lineage: Eukaryota; Viridiplantae; Streptophyta; Magnoliopsida; Vitales; Vitaceae. The transcript has 2 exons. Gene Ontology annotation, cellular component: endosome. The record is from RefSeq and is a predicted model, not a curated record. Gene Ontology annotation, molecular function: GTP binding; GTPase activity.
AUCCAAAUAUUUGAAAUAAUUGGAAAUGAUCUGCACGUCUAGUUUAUGACAUUAAAGGCGUUACCUUUUAUCAUCAAUCCUUCUGUUACACUGCCCACCACGCAGCUCCCUCUACCGCUUCUAAUUAUUAUUGUCGCGCCAGCUUUACUCCUUUACUUUAUUGUUUCUCCUUCUCCUCUCCUCUUCGGUCUCUUCUGCAUGUUUCAGAUUUGUUUUUGAUAAAUAGAGAAAAAAAGAAAGUUACAGAAUUCUCAAUAAUGGAGGACGAAGAAGGAGAGGAGUAUCUGUUCAAAGUGGUGAUCAUUGGAGAUUCGGCGGUGGGGAAAUCGAACUUGCUCUCGAGAUAUGCUCGCAACGAGUUUAAUAUCAACUCCAAGGCCACGAUUGGGGUGGAGUUUCAGACGCAGAGCAUGGAGAUCGAUGGAAAGGAGGUCAAGGCUCAGAUAUGGGACACUGCCGGCCAAGAGCGCUUCCGGGCAGUUACUUCUGCCUACUAUAGAGGCGCUGUGGGGGCACUCGUGGUGUAUGAUAUCAGCCGCCGCUCCACCUUUGAUAGUGUUGCUCGGUGGCUCGAUGAGCUCAAGACUCAUUCUGAGACAACUGUGGCAAGGAUGCUGGUGGGCAACAAGAGUGAUUUGGAGAACAUCAGGGAUGUGAGUGUGGAAGAGGGCAAGAGCCUUGCUGAAGCAGAAGGAUUGUUCUUUAUCGAGACAUCUGCCCUCGAUUCUACUAAUGUUAAAAAAGCUUUUGAGAUUGUUAUUCGCGAGAUCUACAACAACAUCAGCAGGAAAGUUUUGAAUUCUGAUUCGUACAAAGCCGAGUUAUCUGUCAAUAGGGUAAGCCUUGUUAGCAAUGGGGCUGAUGGAGCAAAGCAAGCAAAUAGCAGGUAUUCUUGUUGUUCAUGAUGAGUUAACAGAUCAAAGCAAGCACAGAGCAAAUAUUGUUGUUCAAAGUGAGUUCUGUUUCACCAACUCUACAACCUGAUACGAGUCAGGGCUUUCAAACCGUUCAUCAAAAAGGGGCUUUCACAACAUUCUUCACCAAAAAGAGGGUUCCCAAGGUUCAUCAAAGAUGGGUUUCACAAGGUUUGUCUGAUUUGUUGUGAUAUCAAGUUUUUCUUGAGUGCUUUUAAGUUAUUAAAUAAGACAAAAGUUUCAGUUAGAAAUCAAAUUUUUGUGCUAUGAAAUGCAAUAAAUUUAUUUGGAA